GACUGUCCCAGAGGAGGGCAAGGAGCAGGGUGAGCUGUACCCUCUGAGCCCCCACCAUGUGGCUUGGGGGGGCUAAGAAGUGUCUCUAAAAUCUCAGAUCAGGUUUUGGCUCUUCCAGGGACCCCUGCAAGCCCAGAUUUACGGAACUGUGUCAGAGAACACAUUUUACAGGCCCCUGAGCUGGGGAGAGAGACUUGGGCAGGUGCCCUCAGCCCUUCCACUGCCCCAGGCACUGGGCAGAGAGAGCCAGCACGGGAAGCACCAUAGAACCAUUUUGGCUGGAAAAGACCUUUGAGAUCGUUGAGUCCAGCUGUAAACCUGAGCCCAGUGCAGGAUCCCGGCAGUCAGGUGGAUUAUUUUCUGGACGUCCCCGAGGAGUUCGCAGAGGAAGAGGUUUCUGCGGGCACGGAACGGGCACAGCCCGGGAGGGUGCAGCACGCUGGGUCUCCCCACACCUGCCCUGAUGCGAUUGAUCGCAAAACAAGGAGAGCUGGAGCCGUUCCAAAGCGCAGCCCGUGCUCCCGCUGCGAGGGGAAGCUCUGCGCCUCAGUCCCGGGAGGGGAAGCUGCUGCUUGAGCCAGGGAGGAGAUUUCUCUCCCCAGAGCGCAAAUGCCGAGGAAGCGUUUGAUGUGUGGGCCGAGCCGAGCUCGUGUCCGUGAGCCCCGGGAGCGGAGCGGCAGCGAUGGGGCGCGGGGGGUUCCCGGGGAGCCCCGGGCGGGCGGCGCUCCCGCCCCGUCCCGCCCGCCCGGGCGGCGUCCAGGAACCGGAUCCGCGGGCUCGGCAGAGCCGCCGCAGCCAUGGACCUGCGAGCGGAGCUGCUCAAGUCCAUCUGGUACGCCUUCACCGCCCUGGACGUGGAGAAGAGCGGCAAGGUCUCCAAAUCCCAGCUCAAAGUGCUGUCUCACAACCUGUACACAGUGCUGUGCAUCCCCCACGAUCCCGUGGCCCUGGAAGAGCAUUUCCGUGAUGACGAUGAUGGGCCAGUGUCCAGCCAGGGCUACAUGCCAUACCUGAACAAGUACAUCCUGGAUAAGGUGGAGGAAGGUGCUUUUGUCAAAGAAAACUUUGAUGAGCUCUGCUGGACCCUCACAGCGAAGAAAAACUACAAACCUGACCGGAACGGGAAUAGCGUUGUAUCCCACCAAGAUGCUUUCAAGCUCUGGUGUCUCUUCAACUUUCUGUCUGAAGACAAAUACCCUCUUGUCAUGGUGCCAGAUGAGGUGGAGUACCUGCUGAAGAAGAUCUGUACAGCCAUGAACGUGGAGCUGAACUCCUGUGAGCUGGAUGACUACCUGUCCCAGGAGCCACAGGGGCAAGAGGGGCUGACGGUCUGGCAGUUCCUAGACAUGGUGAACUCAGGGCGGUUCCUGCGAGGCAUCGAGCAGGAGGCCAUCAGCAUGGCCGUGGAGGAGGUGUACCAGGAGGUCAUCGAGGAUGUGCUCAAACAGGGAUACCUCUGGAAGAGGGGCCAGCUGAGGAGGAACUGGUCAGAGCGGUGGUUCAUGCUGAAGCCCAGUGUCCUGUCCUACUACAUGAGCGAGGAGCGGAAGGAGAAAAAGGGGAGCAUCGCGUUGGACAAGCACUGCUGCGUGGAGGUGCUGCCUGACCGGGACGGGAAGAGGUGCAUGUUCUGCGUGAAGACCUCCUCCCGCACCUACGAGAUGAGCGCCUCCGACACCCGGCAGCGCCAGGAGUGGACGCUCGCCAUCCAGACGGCUAUCCGGCUGCAGGCUGAGGGAAAGAAAUCCCUGCACAAGGACCUGAAGCAGAAGCGACGGGAGCAGCGGGACCAGCGGGACCAGCGCAAGGCAGCCAAGGAGGAGGAGACGCAGCGGCUCAAGCAGCUGCAGGAGGAGAAGGAGAGGAAGCUGCAGGAGCUGGAACUGCUCAAGGAGGCCCAGCGGCAGGCAGAGAUCCUGCUGCAGGAGGAGGAGCAGCGGCGGAGGCAGCAGCACGAGGAGAUGCAGAGGACCCUGGAGAUCCAGCUGCGGGAAGCUGAGCAGGCUCGUGCCUCCAUGCAGGCAGAGAUGGUCCUGAAGGAGGCAGAGGCAGAGCGUCAGCGCAAGCGCAUCCUGGAGCUGGAGGCCAUGCAGGAGCGGCUCCAGGAGGCCCUGCAGCAGGAGGUGAAAGCUCGGCAGGAUGAGGAAGCCGUGAGAUACGCGCAGGCCAGGCUACUGGCUGAGGAAGAGGAGAAACUGAAGCAGCUGAUGAAGCUGAAGGAGGAGCAAGAGGAAUAUAUCAUCAAAACUCAGCGGGAGAAGCAAGUCCUCAAGCAGGAGAUGGAGAACAAGAACAAAUGUCUGGAAGAGGCACAGAAGCAGCUGGAAGAAGUGAGAGUGAACAGACAGCGGGUGGACCAAGACGUCAUGGCAGCCCAGCGGAAGCUGCGACAGGCCAGCACCAACGUCAAGCACUGGAACGUCCAGAUGAACCGACUGAUGCACCCCAUCGGGCCAGGAGACAAGCGUACAAACGUGAGCGGAGGAGUCUUCGCUGGCUACCAGCCCCUCCUGUCCCAGAGAGAUUCUUCCCUCAAACUCAAGCAGAAAGUGGAAGAUAAAAGCAGUGGCCCCAUGACAGACAACAGCGAGGAAAACGUGAGCAAUGGUGGGAACAGUGGUGUUCUGCCGUCUCCAGAUGCGGACACCGUGGCCACAGAGCCCACCAAGUAGCCCAACAGGAUGGCAGAGCCCAGCUGGGAAUGGUAGGGCCCAGCUUGUCCCUCUGAGCAGACGGUUGGUGUGGCUGUCUCUGGGUGAAGCCAAGUGUGGACCAGCACAGAGCAUACAGGGGACUGCAUGAGGCAGAGAUGCUCCCAUUUCCAUCAGUAAAGGGCUGCAGCUGCCACGUGCCAGGAGGCUCAGGUAGCCCAACUCUGGGGAGAGGGCAGCAGGACCAUCUCCUCUGGGCUGCUGGACUCAACUCCCUGCACUCUGGUUUCUACCCUGCCCUAAAAAAGAAGCACUGGUGGGUCAGGACUGCGUGGCUCAGGGCUGCAGUUUCCCCUUGGUUUCUACCACAACCCUUCUGCAUCGCCUGCUGAACCCUGGGCUGUGGGGCCCUGCCAGGGAUGCUUGGGCCAACAGAGCAUGACCUUCUCAUCGCCCCCCCAGCACGGCCAGGGUGUCCUUAACUACCACUGUGUUCCCUGAUGGUGGUUGUUAGUCCUAGAGUCACUUAGAAUUAGCAGAAACCAACAAGCAAUAAAGCUUUUGGAGCCGGUG
Pseudopipra pipra is the source of this 3224-nucleotide messenger RNA. RefSeq names its product DEF6 guanine nucleotide exchange factor (gene DEF6). The coding region runs from base 798 to 2672 and encodes 624 amino acids. Gene Ontology annotation, cellular component: nucleus; cytoplasm. The record is from RefSeq and is a predicted model, not a curated record. Lineage: Eukaryota; Metazoa; Chordata; Aves; Passeriformes; Pipridae. The transcript has 11 exons.